UGCUGGACGUUCCUUCGUGCUAGGUAGGCUUUACGUUCGGUUUGUUUUCGACUAUUCGGGUCCAUCGUGCGUUUCCGUGUUUUAAUCAAUCGCUACGUGUGUGUACAUAUAAGCGGAAAACGGUUCGCGAUCGGAAACACCCGGCGAAAUAAAUAAUCCGGAGCGUGAAUUCGGUUCAACCUUUUUGUGGUUCUUUGAAUUUCAUAUUGGUUGAUUGUGUAUAUGCUAAACAAUAGCGUUAGUGGAGAAAUUAGCGCGGUGCGGUGACGAUUUGUUUAUGGAUAACUGGUGCAGUAGUGACAGAAGAAGGCGACUCGAAAGGCCAUUCUACAGUUUGUCCCCGGAAUAAAUACGAGAAUGUCUCAAUCGGGAUUAUACGGGCGUUUUCGUCUCCGUUGAGGGUUCAUUUAUCUUAAUCGAAUAAAGUGUAUGCAGUGUGUGGCGAUUCAAACAACUGGUGUUUUGUGUUGUUGUCGGGGUUUUAUCAAUGAAUCUGUCAAAAGUUUGUGAUGGGUAUUUGUUGUGAUGGUACUCCAGAUUGUGGACGUUGAUUUGGUUGAAUAAUCAACUGGGAGAGUGCAACGGAUGCACACGAAAAAUUUGGUUCAGUGUCAGUCGGGAGAUGGGAAGAAAUAGUGAUUAAUGGAGUGUAAAUUUUGUGAGAGUGCGUUGUUGUCAACUCUGUGUCUAUAAAUUGGUGAAAACUUGGGAUAACACUACCGGCUUACCGAAAUUGGUUCUUCGCAAUUCUGGCGGCUGUCAAACUUGUCACUAUUCUCACCGCGGCUGCACGUCAAAAUGCCAGUGUCCCUGCGGAGGACGGGCAGCACGAAGCAGCUUCUAUGAGGUGUCUUAAGAAGAAGAUGAGCCAGGUCUUCUCGUUGACCCAUCGAUACAAACGAACCCUCCAAGCGAUGGCUAUCGGCAGCUUCCUGAUCUACAUGACGCUGGUCCUGUACCAGAACGUCUACGGCUACAGCGGCGAUAAUAGACUGCAGGAACUCGGUCCGGCUCCGGAAUCAGCCGCCCUUACGCAAAAUGUGAUAGCAAAACUAGGUAGUGACAGUGAAAACAGUGCCCCUCUGAUGCCAAGUGACGAAACCGUCCUACGAAAGCAAUACUUGAAAAGUGUGAUCGGGACCGAUAAUCGACGGAUCAACUCCGUAGGUCCAACCCGGUUCGAUAAAACGGCCGCCGGCAGCUACUACAAUGGCGGUCAACUUUCCGUAACCGGAACCCCGAAACCUCCGACGACCGAACUCGAUGAUCUACUCAUCAGUGUCAAAACCACCAAGGGAUACCACGACACCCGGCUGGAAAUGAUCAUCAAGACCUGGUACCAGCUGGGCAAGGAACAGACGUGGUUUUUCACCGACACCGACGAUCAGCAUUACCAAAAGUUGACGAAUGGACACAUGGUCAACACCAACUGCUCCCAGGGCCAUUUCCGGAAGGCUCUGUGCUGCAAAAUGGGGAAGGAGUUCGAAUUCUUUCUCGACAGUGCCAAAAAGUAA
Molecule: messenger RNA, 1514 nt
Organism: Uranotaenia lowii
Lineage: Eukaryota; Metazoa; Arthropoda; Insecta; Diptera; Culicidae
Product: fringe glycosyltransferase-like
Exons: 4
Coding region: 843-1514 (223 amino acids)
Cellular component (GO): membrane
Molecular function (GO): glycosyltransferase activity
Source: RefSeq, a predicted model, not a curated record